GCCCUCCCUCCUUUGCCAGUUGGCUUUCUUUUUUUUCCUGUUUUUUUGUUGCCUUCACUGCUCCAUCUGUGUUCUUUCCCCCGUGAUUGAAUGGAGAAGCCGGGUUCCUCAGACCCGGCACAGUCGCCCGGUGCCAACAUGGCAGAUCCCGAGGGAGACGAGGCCGCGGCCGCUCCUUCAGAACUGUGUCGCUGUGCAUUUGUGACUCGCUGGCUGCCAGCGGCCUACAGAGAGGAACUCUACCACGUCCUGAAGCUCACAGGUCCACUGGUUCUGUCUCGGAUUCUGAAUUUCCUCCUGCCGUUUGUGGUCACCAUAUUCUGUGGUCACAUUGGAAACGCAGAGCUGGCAGGAUACGCCCUGGCCUCAGCGAUCAUUAACGUGACGACCACAUCGACAGGGGUCGGCCUCUCCGUGGCCUGUGACACGCUCAUUUCUCAGACGUUCGGCGGUAAGAACAUGAAACGUGUGGGAGUGAUUCUGCAGAGGAGUUCCCUCAUCCUGCUGCUCUUCUGUCUUCCAUGCUGGGCUCUGCUCAUCAACGCUGACAGUUUACUGCUGCUCAUGCAUCAGGAGGACGAGGUGGUGAGAAUCGCCCGGAUCUAUGUGAUGGCUUUCCUCCCAGCUGUUCCAGCCAUGUUCCUGCACCAGCUGCAGGUCACAUAUCUACAAAACCAAGGGAUUAUUCUUCCUCAGAUGUACACAGCAGCAGUCGCCAACGUCCUCAACGCAGGGACCAAUUACUUCUUGAUCACCAGCCUCAAGUUGGGAGUGGUUGGAUCAGCGAUCGCUAACAGCCUGACUCAAAUCUUCAUCUGCCUGCUGCUGUUUGGUUACAUCAGAUGGAAGAAGCUGCACCAGCAGACGUGGGGAGGCUGGAACACUGACUGUCUGCAGGAGUGGGGUUCCUACAUGAAGCUGGCUGUUCCCAGUGCUUUAAUGGUCUACUUUGAGUUCUGGAUUUGGGAGAUCGGCGGUUUCAUCGCUGGGAUUCUUGGAGAGGUGGAUCUGGCUGCUCAGCACAUUCUGUUGGAAACAGGAGCCAUAACAUACAUGUUUCCUCUCGGUAUCCACGCAGCCACCUGUGUGCGUGUGGGUAAUGCUCUGGGGGCCGGAGACACUGCCCAAGCCUUAGUGACCUGCAGGGUGGCUCUGGUUCUAACAGCGCUGCUUGCUGUGCUCCAGGGCGUCAUCCUCACUGCGUCUAAGUCUGUCCUUGGCGGCAUUUUUACUUCUGACGAAAGCAUCGUGGCGCUCGUCUCAACCAACCUCACAGUCUACAUCUUUCUUCAGUUCUUCGAUGGCAUGCUGUGUGUCUGCACAGGGAUUCUCAUCGGAUCUGGGAUGCAGAAAUUUGCUGCUCUGUCCAACCUGGUGUCUUAUUACUGCGUCGCUCUGCCGGCGGGAAUCGCUCUGAUAUUUGCUGCUCAGCUCAGAAUCUUAGGUUUUUGGCUCGGCCUCCUCAUCUCUGUUUUCCUUCAGACGGGAGUCUACCUCCUUCUCAUCUUCAAACUCAACUGGGAAAAAGUCACACGCAAGGCUCAGCAGCGAGCAGGGAGAACCGCGGCAGUGGUGUUGAAGCGUCCGGUCAGUGCGUUGCUGAGUGAAGCCGCGGUGCCUGAUGUCUCUGACUGCGUCUCCACACCACAGCUGGACAGUGAAGUGGUUCCUCAGACUGACGGUUACUGUCCAGUCAACACUCAGGAUCAGGGGCUGAAGGCGGGUCACGGCGCCGAGGGCAACAACACGAGUGCAGAAAGCACCAAAGAGGAUGGUGAGCAGAGCAAACCUGAGGCUCUUCUGUCCGUCACUCAGCUGAUCCUGCGUCGUGGACUCACUCUCCUGAGUUUGAUUCUUGUUUUGCUCGUGGGCGUCGCUUUCCACGUCGCUUUCCCUGCACCAGAGCCGUCUGCUCACAGCAGGGCCAACUUCACCCUGACCUGGGCAAAUGUAUCCAACCCGACUCAGUCAGCUUAUCUGGACCUGACCCCUGACCCCUGACCCCUGACCUCUGACCUCUGAACGUUAAAAACAUCAACAUGUGAAUGCACUUCUCUUCCAGGGGAGAAAAAAUCCCCAGAAAGCAGAGGCUGCGUGAGGUCGCACACGCACACGCGCACACGCACACGCACACACACACACGCACACGCACACACACGCACGCACACGCACACACAGGCUUCGUUACAAAGAUCAGAUUUGAACAGACAGAGACACGCGGACGUCAGAGAACACAGAUUUCUCCACUUUGAUCGUUUUUUUUUUCCUGUGUUGAUUUACACGUUGACACUGAAACAACUGACUGUGAAUAGUUUGUCUAUGUUUUCAUAUCUGAUUGUAAAUAUCUGGUUCUUUAUGUGCUCAUGUAAAUACAUCAUACUUUAUAUUACUGCAUUCUUUCAUCACUGUGACACAGAAAUAAUUUUUUAUGGCACAUCCGGGACUAAUAUUGAUAAGAAAUGACGUUUAAAAAACGUGGGACAUUAAGAUUAAGCACAGGGACCAAAAAUCUAAACAAAUAUUUCCCACAGAAAUGUACAACACGUCGUGUGAGAUUGAUUAAACCUCCGGCUCUGACGCUGCAACGCGACCGAGAAGUUAAUGUGAGAUUCCUCGAGCUACUGUAUCGCAAGUUGUGGUUGAAUAAAAGUGACAGGAAGUGUCGUUAAUGAUGUCA
Messenger RNA from Solea senegalensis (Senegalese sole), 2677 nucleotides. It is a transcript of the gene slc47a1, whose product is annotated as solute carrier family 47 member 1. The transcript is spliced from 17 exons. The record is from RefSeq and is a predicted model, not a curated record. Bases 91 to 2001 code for a protein of 636 amino acids. Gene Ontology annotation, biological process: xenobiotic detoxification by transmembrane export across the plasma membrane. Lineage: Eukaryota; Metazoa; Chordata; Actinopteri; Pleuronectiformes; Soleidae. Gene Ontology annotation, cellular component: membrane. Gene Ontology annotation, molecular function: antiporter activity; xenobiotic transmembrane transporter activity.